AUGUUCUGUUGUUUAGGUAGGAAAAAACGGGAAAAUGAAAUAGAAAGAACUAAUUCUAAUAAAUUAAUGGUAGAAAGAUUUAUAUUGUAAAAUUGUAAAUCUAAUGAUGAGGUAUUUUUAUAUAAAAAUAGAGGAUUCUUUUGAUGAAUCAUAAGAUAAGAAUAAUAUAAUUAUAAUAGAUUAUGAUAAUAAUUAAUAUGAAAAGAAGCCUUGGUCAGGUAUUUAGUGGCAAAUGAUUAUCCAAACAAAAAGUUUAAAUUAAAUUGAAUAGUAUAUUUGAG
Molecule: messenger RNA, 281 nt
Organism: Paramecium sonneborni
Lineage: Eukaryota; Ciliophora; Oligohymenophorea; Peniculida; Parameciidae
Source: the annotation of a GenBank genome assembly